UUUAUUUCAAUACAAUCUUGUUGUUUGGGACAGCACAUUCUCCGUCUGCUCAUUCAGUCUGGUUUUCGCAUUGUGGACGCACGUAUGGCUCCGUGUGACUUCAACGGCCAAGUGGCACUCGUCACAGGCGGUGGCGGAGGCAUCGGGUGUGCCGUCUGCCUGCUGCUGGCUCAGGAGGGCGCCCACGUGAUGGUGACGGACAUCAACCUGGAGGCUGCUCGCCAGACUCUCAGCAAGUUGUCCAGCCCCGAGAAACAUCUGGCUCUAAAUAUGGAUGUGACGCAGCAGAGCUCAGUGGAGGGCGCCAUUGCAGCCUCCCGGGACAGGUAUGGGGUGUCGCCCAGUCUGCUGGUGAACAGUGCAGGGAUCGCUCAUAUAUCGCCCUUCCUUGACAUAACAAGGCCCCCAGCUCGACAAGAUGAUUGACGUCAAUCUUAAGGGAACCUUCCUCGUCACCCAGGUCGUCACUAGAGCUCUGUUAGAAGAGGGCCGGGGAUCGGGGGAAGGAAGAGGCGCCAUAGUCAACAUAUCCAGUAUAGCAGCCAAGGCAGGCUUCCCCGACCGUAGUCACUACGUAGCCACUAAGGGCGGCGUCAUUGCCCUUCACCAAGGCCUGUGCUACUGAGAUGGCCAAAAAGGGUAUCAGGGUAAACUGCGUAUUGCCCGGUUACGUCGCAACGCCUUUAACCGAAGGCAUUGAUCAAAACAUUCUGAAGUGGUACCUCAAUAAGACACCAUUAGGAAGGCCUGCCAAUCCCGCAGAAGUGGCCGAAGUGAUCGUGUUCCUGCUGUCAAGGCGCAGCAGCUACAUGGUGGGCUCCUGCCUGGAGGUGUCCGGCGGAGCUGACAUGUGAGGGACGCCAUGAGCUGUAAAGCGAUGCAGAGAUGUAUUUCACUACAUGUACAAUCUUCCUAUUUCAUCAAGUUUUCAAACUGUAGAGCAAAAUUGGUAUCAGAUGAAAGAUUGUAGUAUUUUUCCUCCUUUUUCAAUAUGAACGUAAAUUGGUUUUCGACUGUUAUUUCUUCUUUAUGAAAGAUGAAGCAUCUAAUUCUUUCGUGGAGACCCCUCGCGUUUCACCUUUUGUGCAUUUUGCUGCCGCUCCUUGACUUUUACUCCAGAGUGACGAUAACAAACCCUAAAAGCAUUUAACACAAUUCUGUUAUCGCCGGAAAAGAAAGGGAGAGAAAAUCCUGUGUUGUCCUUGGUGAGUGUUCCCGCGUACCGCGCCCCACCGUGCACCAGUACCCCCGCUGACGGCACGCAGGUGCUUCUGUUCUCUCUCUCUCUCUCUCUCUCUCUCUCUCUCUCUCUCUCUCUCUCUCUCUCUCUCUCUCCUCUCUCUCUCUCUCUCUCCUUGUGGGAUCUGCCACUCGCAUCCGUGCGUUAACCUGGUAGUUGUGUAGAUGAGUUUUUUUUUUAUGAUCACUAUAAUAAGGCGAUGAAUAUUACAUAAUAAACAUUAUGUUUACUCAAAUACGACACAAUCCCCGCUUAUCUUUCUGAUAUAAGAGCAACUGUUCACAUCUCCAUGCAACACUCAGCUAGACCCUCACUAUCUGAAGGCAGUUAUGGCUCCUAACGACUUCAGCGGUCAGGUGGCGCUCGUCACAGAGAUAGCUGAGGUGAUCGUGUUUCUGCUGUCAAGGCGCAGCAGCUUCAUGGUCGGUGCCUGCGUGGAGGUCACCGGCGGGGAAGGCAUGUGAUGGGCGCCGCGGUUCGAAGAGUCGUGUCGCGCGGAAAAAGUUGUCUUCAGAAAUAUAACACUUUACUUGAGCUUUGGUUUUGGAAGUGACGAGAAUGUAAUAGCUACAGGAUUCGGUAUGUUCAGUGUUUGAUAUACCUGCUUUAAUAAAUGUACAUAAAAUAUC
This is a messenger RNA of Scylla paramamosain (green mud crab), 1869 nucleotides long. RefSeq lists its product as uncharacterized. The record is from RefSeq and is a predicted model, not a curated record. The transcript is spliced from 7 exons. NCBI's taxonomy places the organism in Eukaryota, Metazoa, Arthropoda, Malacostraca, Decapoda, Portunidae. Bases 85 to 426 code for a protein of 113 amino acids.